GCCUUUCUAACAGCGCGCGGGGCGGAUGGCGUCGUUUAAUGACGUCACGGUCAUUGACAGCGUGGGGCGGCGGCGGCGGCGGCGGCUGCUGCCAUGGUGGUGACCCGCCCGGUGCAUCAUGUCUAGACUGGGGGCUUUGGGCAGCGCCCGUUCCGGGCUGGGACUGUUGCUGGGCACCGCCGCGGGCGUUGGAUUCCUGUGUGCUCUUUACAGUCAGAGGUGGAAACGGACCCGGCACCAUGGCCAGAGCCAGCCCCUGCCCAACAACCUGGACUACACGCAGACUUCAGAGCCGGGACGCCAGGCGAGGCCAUUACAGGCAGUCCCAGGUGAGGCUGGAGAUGCUGCAGUGCUGUCCUGCCUUCCACGAGAGGGGCAGGAGAUGGUGCUGGACCGCCUGGACUUUGUGCUGACCAGUCUGGUGGCACUGCGGCGGGAGGUAGAGGAACUGAGGAGCAGCCUGCAGGGGCUCGCUGGGCAGAUUGUUGGGGAGGUCCGAUCCCACAUGGAAGAGAACCAGAGAGUGGCUCGGCGGCGAAGGUUCCCGUUUGCCCGGGAGAGGAGUGACUCCACUGGCUCCAGCUCCGUCUACUUCACGGCCACCUCGGGAGCCACGUUCACAGAUGCUGAGAGCGAAGGGGGUUAUACAACAGCCAAUGCUGAGUCUGACUAUGAGCGGGACUCUGACAAGGAGAGUGAAGAUGGGGAAGAUGAAGUGAGCUGUGAGACAGUGAAGAUGGGAAGAAAGGAUUCUGUGGACCUGGAGGCAGAGGUGGCUUCAGGCCUGGUGCCCAGAGCCCUGGAGGCCGAAGGUUCCCCUGGCCUGGAGGAUGUGCUGCCCCUCCUGCAGCAGGCGGACGAGCUGCACCAGGGCAGUGAGCAGAACAAGCGGGAGGGCUUCCAGCUGCUGCUCAACAACAAGUUAGCGUAUGGAAGUCGGCAGGACUUUCUCUGGCGCCUGGCCCGGGCCUACAGUGACAUGUGUGAGCUCACAGAGGAGGUGAGCGAGAAGAAGUCAUAUGCCCUAAACGGAAAGGAAGCAGCAGAGGCGGCCCUGGAGAAGGGGGAUGAGAGUGCUGAAUGUCACCAAUGGUAUGCCGUGCUUUGUGGUCAGCUGGCUGAGCAUGAGGGCAUCCAGCGGCGCAUCCAGAGUGGCUUUAGCUUCAAGGAGCAUGUGGACAAAGCCCUUGCUCUUCAGCCAGAAAACCCCAUGGCUCACUUUCUCCUUGGCAGGUGGUGCUACCAGGUUGCUCACCUGAGCUGGCUAGAAAGAAAAACCGCUACAGCCUUGUUUGAAAGCCCUCCCAGUGCUACAGUGCAGGAUGCCCUCCACAGCUUCCUAAAGGCUGAAGAACUACAGCCAGGAUUUUCCAAAGCAGCAAGGGUAUAUAUUUCCAAGUGCUACAGAGAACUAGGAAGAAACUCGGAAGCUAGACAGUGGGUGAAGCUGGCCUUGGAACUGCCAGAUGUCACUAAUGAGGAUUCAGCUUUCCAGAAGGACCUGGAAGAACUGAAAGUAAUUUUAGGAGACUAAUCACAUUUCCAUGACCUUCAUGACUUGAGAAAUACCACUACUUAUUACGGGGGACAAAAAUCAAGUCUGUUUUCCCUUAGACUCUGCUUAGAUCAGGAAACUGAGCAAGACUGGUUAAGGGAGUGUCCUGACUCCUAGAUCUGACCAAUACCUGCUAUCAUUCCCAAUUUCUUGCCUAUUGUCCACUGAUUAAUUUAUUCUAAUCCCUUAACUAAUCUGAAAUUGGGGAAAUACUUGAGGCCUGGGUUUCUGUUCUCUCCCUUAAGUAAAUUCUUGAAAAAUCAAGACUAGUAUGGCACCUGUCCUGGGGUUGAGUACAGGUAGAGAACUGAAGGUUGCCUUCCAACUGCUGGUAAGGUGAAUGAACUUCAAAGCGCUAUAGGAACAAAACACAGAACUUGUACUCUCUAAUCUUUUUCACUGAUUAAUAUUCAACACCAAAGUAUACAGUCCUAAGACCACACCCUACCUACCAGGAUAAAAGGAAGGGUCAGGGCAGUGCAUGGAUAUUGCCCUCUUCUCACCUAUCAUGUGGCUUCUAACUGUAUUCCUGGGCCAAGGGGCUGGACCACUCACUUGACUUCCAGAGUCUUGGCUGCUUUUGGAAUGACAACAGUACAUACGGCUUAUGAGACUGAAUCAAUCUGAAGAGUUGCCUGGAAUAUAUUUUGGUACAAACUUAAAAUAAACCAAAUUUGACUAGAA
This is a messenger RNA of Hipposideros armiger (great roundleaf bat), 2239 nucleotides long. RefSeq names its product regulator of microtubule dynamics 3 (gene RMDN3). The coding region runs from base 119 to 1534 and encodes 471 amino acids. Gene Ontology annotation, cellular component: spindle microtubule; cytoplasm; mitochondrion. The transcript has 13 exons. The record is from RefSeq and is a predicted model, not a curated record. NCBI's taxonomy places the organism in Eukaryota, Metazoa, Chordata, Mammalia, Chiroptera, Hipposideridae. Gene Ontology annotation, molecular function: microtubule binding.